This is a messenger RNA of Andrographis paniculata, 1922 nucleotides long. RefSeq names its product NADPH:adrenodoxin oxidoreductase, mitochondrial. Lineage: Eukaryota; Viridiplantae; Streptophyta; Magnoliopsida; Lamiales; Acanthaceae. The record is from RefSeq and is a predicted model, not a curated record. Gene Ontology annotation, molecular function: oxidoreductase activity. The coding region runs from base 132 to 1583 and encodes 483 amino acids. The transcript has 13 exons.
ACAAACGUGGUCAUUUCAGCCCAUCUUCAAAUUCCAUCCGUCACCGUGCGCACUGCCGAUUUUCAGAUCAGACCUUCUCGACGGAGAAAAGAAUUAACACGAGCUUGCUGCGGCUCCUUAAAUUAUUAAUCAUGGCGAGUCUUGGUCGAUUAAGGUCGAUUUCGAGAAGCCUUACGAUGCUGUCAUCGGCACCUUUGCGCAUUUGUGUUGUUGGUAGCGGGCCUGCGGGAUUUUAUACAGCUGAAAAGCUUCUGAAGACGCACGAAAGUGUACAAGUUGAUAUAAUUGAUCGGUUGCCUACGCCCUUUGGUUUAGUGCGGUCUGGUGUUGCGCCUGAUCAUCCAGAAACGAAGGUAGUGAUUAAUCAAUUUUCUCGGGUUGCUCGUAAUGAACGAUGCUCAUUUCUUGGGAAUAUAUCUGUGGGAUCCUCCGUAACUUUACGUGAACUACGGGAGAUUUAUAAUGCCGUGGUGCUUGCCUAUGGUGCAGAAAGUGACAGAUCUCUUGGCAUACCUGGGGAGAAUUUGGGUGGUGCAUACGCUGCUAGAGAGUUUGUUUGGUGGUAUAAUGGCCAUCCCGACUGCAGGUAUCUUAACCCAGACUUGAAAAGUACUGAUACGGCUGUAGUUCUGGGUCAGGGUAAUGUGGCUCUUGAUGUUGCACGAAUUCUUUUAAGACCCACUGAGGAACUGGCAAGAACAGACAUUGCCACCCAUGCAUUAGCUGCUUUAGAGGAUAGCUCGAUUAGAAAAGUUUAUUUGGUUGGAAGACGUGGACCGGUACAGGCGGCCUGUACUGCAAAAGAACUACGAGAAAUUUUGGGGAUUAAGAAUUUGAGCAUCCAUAUCCCACAAGCAGAUCUUGUCACUACUCCUGCUGAUGAGAUAGAAAUGAAGAAUAGCAGGAUCAGGAAGCGGGUGUAUGAAUUGCUCUCUAAGGCUGCUACAGCCAGGACUGCUUCGGUACCCGGUCAGCGUGAACUUCACUUUGUAUUCUUCCGCAAGCCAGACAGUUUUUUUGAGUCGGAUCAUAAGAAUGGUCAUCUUGGUGGGGUUCGCCUUGAGAAGACUAUACUUAAAGGAGAUGCUAAAUCAUCGAACCAGGUUGCGUUUGGGACUGGGGAGUAUGAAGACUUAAACUGUGGCUUAGCGCUGAAGAGCAUUGGUUACAAAUCCAUAGGUGUCGAUGGUCUGCCCUUUGAUAACAGGAAAGGAAUUGUUCCAAAUGAAGGAGGCCGUGUAUUAGCUGAUCCAGAAAAUGACACGACGUACGAACCAGGCUUAUAUGUGUGUGGAUGGUUGAAGAGAGGACCAACUGGAAUUAUUGGUACAAACAUUUAUUGUGCCGAAGAAACUCUUGCAUGCAUCUCAGACGACAUUGUGAAAGGAGUAUUAACAUCCAAACAGCAAAAACCGGGAAGGCAAGGACUUAUGGAAUUAUUAGACAGUAGGAACAACAAAGUUGUGCCUUUUGAUUCAUGGGAAAAGAUCGAUCUUGAAGAGAGAAGGCGUGGGGAUUUGAAGAACAAACCCAGAGAAAAGCUUGUGACAUGGGAAGAGCUACUGAAUGUUGCCAUUGCAUAAGGCAGCUUCAUUCGUAAAAAGUUAAAGCGGAACCCCAAGCAGAAUUUUCACGGAACUGGAUGGACAAGAUUUUGAUUGAAUAUCGUGGUCAGGUUAGUUUCUAAUUUUACGCCACAAGUAUUGUUUUGGGUUUUAGCGGUUCUCCAUGUUUGAAUUAAUGCACAUGUUAGGUGAAAAUUCACGAUGAAAACCAUUGUGUUUAUUAUUAUAGCCCGGUCUAUGAUAGCUAAACUUUAGCCUUUUGACUCAUUGGUUAUAGAUGUUUUCGUAAUAGAGAUGAACCUACAUGACGAAUUUUAUGCACAAUUAAUUUGAAUGUGAUGUUACCAUUUACUUUUA